This is a messenger RNA of Homo sapiens (human), 11035 nucleotides long. RefSeq names its product CDK2 associated cullin domain 1 (gene CACUL1). The record is from RefSeq and is marked validated. The transcript has 9 exons. Gene Ontology annotation, molecular function: ubiquitin protein ligase binding. Gene Ontology annotation, biological process: ubiquitin-dependent protein catabolic process. The coding region runs from base 209 to 1318 and encodes 369 amino acids. Lineage: Eukaryota; Metazoa; Chordata; Mammalia; Primates; Hominidae.
AGAGCCCCGGAGCGCCCACCGCCGUCAGCCGCGUCUUCAAGCUAGUCGGCCCCGCGGAGAGCGAGAGACCCUGCGCACCGCAGCCCUCUCCGCUGCGCCCAUUCCUGCCGCCGGCGAUGUAACUCGGGGAGGCAGCGGUGCCCGCUGGCCCGGGGUUGAGACAGGCGGCAGGUGCCUGUGAGGCGGGCGGGUGCCGGGGGCCAGCAGGAUGGAGGAAAGCAUGGAAGAGGAGGAGGGGGGCAGCUACGAGGCGAUGAUGGACGACCAGAACCACAACAACUGGGAGGCUGCGGUGGACGGCUUCCGGCAGCCCCUGCCACCUCCGCCGCCCCCCUCGUCGAUCCCGGCCCCUGCCCGAGAGCCUCCGGGGGGGCAGCUGCUGGCGGUGCCCGCGGUCUCCGUGGACAGGAAAGGCCCCAAGGAGGGGCUCCCGAUGGGGCCGCAGCCACCGCCGGAGGCUAAUGGGGUGAUCAUGAUGUUGAAGAGCUGCGACGCGGCCGCCGCCGUGGCCAAGGCGGCCCCCGCCCCCACCGCCAGCUCCACCAUCAACAUCAACACCUCCACCUCCAAGUUCUUAAUGAAUGUUAUAACUAUUGAAGAUUAUAAGAGCACAUACUGGCCAAAAUUGGAUGGUGCCAUAGAUCAACUUUUAACUCAGAGUCCUGGUGACUAUAUCCCCAUAUCCUAUGAACAGAUAUACAGUUGUGUGUAUAAAUGUGUAUGCCAGCAGCACUCGGAACAGAUGUAUAGUGAUCUGAUUAAAAAGAUAACUAAUCACUUAGAGAGAGUCUCAAAGGAGCUGCAGGCCAGCCCUCCAGAUCUCUAUAUUGAAAGAUUUAAUAUAGCUCUUGGACAAUAUAUGGGAGCAUUGCAGAGCAUUGUGCCUCUUUUCAUAUAUAUGAAUAAGUUUUACAUCGAAACCAAGCUUAACAGAGACUUAAAAGAUGACCUUAUAAAGCUGUUUACGGAACAUGUUGCAGAAAAGCACAUUUACAGCCUAAUGCCUUUACUUUUAGAAGCCCAGUCAACACCAUUUCAGGUCACACCUUCAACUAUGGCAAAUAUUGUGAAAGGCCUGUAUACCCUCAGACCAGAGUGGGUUCAGAUGGCUCCAACUCUAUUUUCUAAAUUUAUUCCAAACAUUCUCCCUCCGGCGGUGGAAUCUGAACUUUCUGAAUAUGCUGCUCAAGAUCAGAAAUUUCAAAGAGAACUUAUACAGAAUGGUUUUACAAGGGGUGACCAGUCCCGGAAGAGAGCUGGGGAUGAGUUGGCUUAUAAUAGCUCGUCAGCAUGUGCAAGUUCCAGGGGGUACAGAUAGUGAAUGUAUUGAAUAUGCUUUCCUUCCUGAAAAGAGGACACACUGGAGCUGCAGAGACUGUAUUCAGAGCACAGUGGGGGCUGCACACACUCAGGAGCUCUGUCACAAAGCUGUUCAUGGAAGAGGAUGUUGGACUUCUUACUUGGUUUGUAAUUUUAAAACAAAAACUAAAAAAAAAAAAAACGUUGCUGCUAGACUUGGGGGUGAUUUUGAAAUGGGACAAUCUUUUAAUGAGUUUAUCUACAGAUUCUGUGAGGAAAAAGCAUCUCAGAAAGUGACCAUUUCUAAGUGAAAUCUGACAGCCAAAAUCAGCAGCUUCCUCCAAAAAUAUAAGAGCAGAAGAAUUUUUUUUUUAAGCACUUGUUUUGUUCAUUUGUGGACUUGGCAUUUUGGUGUAUUGGUUUCACAUGUCAGGAUCUCUUUUGCUUUAAAACCAAGCAGAUCAUUACAGUACAGUAUUUUUCACCCACAACCAAAACAACCCCUUUUAAAAGAGUUGGUCUUUGUUUAGCAUUAGAAAGUCUUGUUAAAGGAAAAUGCUAACUCUGCUUUUGCUAGAACUUUCCCCCAUCAGUUCACAACUUUCUUCUACUCUGUGCCUUGAGCUUUGUGCACUUUGCAACUGUGUGACCAUGUUGUCAAACUCCUCCUGGAGAAGUGUAUGGUAUCUAAACUCACCCACCAAGAUGGCAGGUGUGGCCCUGUAGCAGGAUGCUAAUUAAGUGGGAAAAUAGAAACCUUUUGCACAUGGGUCGGAUUUUCCCCUGGUUCACCAGAGCAUAUUCAUAUUAAUGUUGGGGACCAACUCUCCUAGAGCAUUUCCAUUCCCUGUGCCACUUAACACGAUGUCUGUCACCAGCUGCUAUAGUAUUGGCAGUACUCUAGUUUAGGGAUGGGCGGUACUUUAGCACGGAAGCUUCCCUUAGUAUUAUUGAGAGCUACUUCCUGCGAUGCUCUAGGAAGCAGAUACAGUUAUUAAGUCCAAAUACACAGUGGUGUGGGGUUCCUGAUCACUUCAUUUUAAAUGAAUGAGAUAAUUACUUAAAAAAAGUCUGUCAUUUGAACAUUAUAUUUGAGUGUGAUAGGGAAGAAGUAGCACUGCUGUCCUAAGGCUCCCUUCCAGCUGUGGCAAAGCUAUAUUUCUGUUUCUCCACAUCCACAGUGCUUUUUAGUCCAUCAUAAAAGUUUCUGAAGCUUAUUCUAGCUGUUGUUGAAAGCCCAAGAAAAAUAGAUGUGGCAAGAGAAAAAUACUUUUCUUCUCAAUUUUGCUUGAAUCUUAAUUGAGCAUAGGCUUCUCUACUAGGCAACAUCAGACUAAUAGUAUUUACCUCUUCAGAGAACUUGAGGGGAAAAGAAACAUCCCAGGGAUGCUGUCGCAUGUCUGCUCUGCAGGUUCUUCAUACAGCUGCCUCUGCCAAUUCAGUUUAUUUUUUGGGGGGAGUGGUGUGGGUGGGAGAGUUAGAAGUGGGAUAUUGGGAGCAAGUAAGUCACCCAAUAAUUGAAGUCCUUGAUUUGUAAAACUGUUAUACAGAGAAGUAAAGAUAAAGGUUGUCAGAUUUAUUUUUUAAAGUACUUAACCAGAGUUCGUGGAUUUUGUGGACUUUAAUUGGACUCAAUUCACUCUGUGAGCAUCCUGGAUUGCAUCGAUGAACACUGAAUUACUGUAAGAACAUAGACAGGCUCUCACUAUGACCUGGACAGUUUAAGUUGCUACACUGGUAACAUUCUAGUAUCAAGGAGAAUUCCAUUCAUCAUGACAUUCACAUUUUACUUUUCUCAAUGGAAUGCUUGCUUCAGGCUUACCAAUCACACCUAGAACUGAAGUCUGAGUGAGUGGUAUUAAUAAUUUUUCUGAAAGGAAUAAAAUUGGAAUGUUUCUAAAUGUGGAGAAAUUCUUCAGUAUCCUAAUAAUAUACCCAAAUGCUUUUUCUGGGAGAGAGCAUUCUUUUACAAAAGAACUUUCCCUAUAAAAGCAUCACAGUAUAAUGUGAAUUGGCAUUAAAAUCUUUGGAUGCUUUUGCAUUAUUAAGUUCAUGGAGAAAUAUAUUCUUUUUACUAUGUAUGUAUUAAUAAAAAGUGGGCAAAGUAAAGUUUGCAAAAUUUAGUUUCUCUAAAUUUUUGCACAGUGACUGCAGCUGGCUAUGGGUCAGCUCUUAAUACAACAAAACCUUGACUGGAAGUCACUAUAGAAAGGUUGUACAUAGUCUCCCAGUCUACAUGUCCUGGCUGUUAAUCAUCUUGGCCCCUUGAGGCACAUCACAGUUUGAAGGACCUGUUUAAGUUGAAAUAGACUUUGCUUAUUUAUUGGGAUUCUAAAAAAUUCUGAGUGAGUUUGCAGUAUGAGAGGAAAUAAGAUUUCCUCCUCCUUCCUCUCAUUUUAUAUUGACUGUUUGCCAGAAACUGUUUUCUUCUGUUUUCUUAUAUUUUGUUUUUGAGAUGGAGUCUCACUCUCUCACCCAGGCUGGAGUGCAGUGGUGCAAUCUCAGCUCACUGCAACCUCUGCCUCCUGGGUUCAAGUGAUUCUCCUGCCUCGGCCUCCUGAGUAGCUGGAAUUACAGGCACGUGCCACUACGCCCGGCUACUUUUUGUAUUUUGUUUUUAGUAGAGACGGGGUUUCACCAUGUUGGUCAGGCUGGUCUUGAACUCCUGACCUCAAGUGAUCCACCCACCUCGGCCUCCCAAAGUGCUGGGAUUAUAGGUGUGAGCCACUGCACCUGGCCUUUUUUUUUUUUUUUUUUGUAUUCUUGCCAGUACAGUAUAUGGUUUUUCUACCCCAAUUACAUACUGGGUUUUGUACCACAUCACUAAAGGCCCAAAUCAUUGAAGAUACAAAACCGUACAUGCAGGCUGGUUGUCUGGUUAGUCAAUGGCUGAUUUGCUUCAACUGUCUAGUAUGUAUGUGCAGCCUGAAACUGGCUCCUUAAAAGGAAAGCCGGGUCAGUCAUCUUGAAAAAAUGACAUGUAAAAGUAAAUCGAUAAUUGUUUUGAGAGACGGUACAUGUUUUAAAGGUUGGCCUUAAGCUUCAGUAACAUUGUCAUUUUGUGACCUUUUGUUGUCACACCUGUACCCUAACCUGACAGGAAUUAACUACUGUUUUUUUGUGGGGCAGAAAGCAAAACCUGGUGUUGUGACUUUUAUCCUAAUGGUUCUUAGGCAAGGUUAGUGAGAAGAAACACAAACCCAGAUGCAUGCAUUGUGCAUUAUUUUGUAGACAAGCUACUUUUUCUUCUGUCCCUUUAACAAAUUUGCAGCAAUUACCCUCCCUUUGGGGUCUAGAGUGAAAGCUAAUUUGUGGGUAGAUGAGAUUGCAGAAGAAUGGAUGUCCAUGGCUGUGAACACUGCACACUGCACAUCCAUCUCCAGUGCUCACACUGUGCAGCUACCACUCCCUGGCUGCGUGCCAUGCUGUCGGGUUGCAGAUUUGCACACAUAAAUUCCUCAGGAAGAGUUUGCAUGAGCAUCACCUCGCAAUAUUCUGUACUGACCAAACAAGGGAUUUGAACGUUUUUCAGCACAAAAGGAUAACUUCCGAGUGGUGGUCUGUACGCAUACUAGCAAAGGUAAUGGUGAUCUAGCAAACAAAAUUGGUUUCUGCAGUUAGAAGUGAGCAGGAGCACUUGUAUUAUAGUAUUUAAAUAAUCCUGGUUAAUCUCUUUUUAAGCCGAGUAACCCCUCCAGAUUUUGCCUUUUUAUUAUUGAGGCUGGCUUUAUUUUCUUCUACUUUUUUUCCCGUUUUAUAGCAGUUAAUUAUUUUUGUGAUUAUUAUGCAAGAAGCAUUGCCCUUGAGUUAAACUGUUAUUGUUUCAUAAGCAGCUAUUAAAAUAACUGAGCAUUGUUUUAUGAACAUACACUAAUCUGAGAUACUGAAAAGCUUUGCAACUAAAAAGCAAAACAACCUACAUUAGUCAUCUAGCCAUUGUUUGGAUGUUUUGAGUUGAUUUUUUAUGGUGCCUCUUUUAGCUUGGAAUAUUACGUUUACUUUAAUCCAAGUCUAGGCCUUUUAAAGGGUCCUUAAAAUUAAAGUUCAGAAUGUGAAUCCCUUUGACAUCUAUUACAGGUUUAUAGGACCUUUUUGGUUGUGAUUACUGUUUUCAAUACGAUUGUAUAAAUGAAGUUAACUUUGUCAGAAGUUAAAAUGGAGGUCAUAGGAGUUCCUGGAGAAAUGGCUCUCCUGUUUCUUUCAUUACCCCACUGAAGUUCACCCCAGUUUCUGGCCACAAGAAUAUGAGAAAGGAACCCUGUUGUUUUCCAAGGGAAAUCAUUCCUCUCUGUCCCCACUGUUGAUUAACUAAAGUCCUGGACACCUUCCUUCCUCCACUGGCCAAGACCCACCUUGACCCACCUUGAACCUCUUUUCAGAGCCGAGUGGCAUGAAUAUGUGUACUGUUUCUGCUUCUGUUGAUGGAGUGGCUGUGGGAGAAUUAAAGGAAAUGCUAAUUUGAGCUUCAUUCAUAGGGGAACCUACUAUAUAUUGCAUCCCUGCUGGUUGGAAAUUAUCUUCAUCUCUGGACUGCAUUGUUUAGAAAAAUGUUAAUGGCUUACAAUUCUGAGAACUUUAUUGUGUGGCUCUGGGGUUAAGAAUUCUGUGGUUUGAAAAAAAAUAAAUAUUUUGUAUUGAUUCUCACGUCAUUUCAAUGUUGUGACUAUGUACUAAAUGCACUAAGACUGGGUAUUCUCUUAGAAGAGUGCGUUUUGUUAAACAGAUGGCAGUUCACUCUCAUUAGUUCUAUUUGUCAAUAUUACAGCCACACACUUCAGGAUAACUUACUCAAAUGUGAAGUCAUGGGAAGCUAUGGCUAGUAACAGGAAUGCUUAUGAAAAAUUUGGAGGGCAAGCACGAGCAAGAGGCUUUUGCCACUCACUAGCACAGCCAGAGCAAGGAUGAAGCAAUGAAGUCUUGUUCCUAGUGGUGCUUGUAUGUCAGAAGCCAUAGUGAGCUCAGCACAGGGCGUUCUGCACAUCAUCUCUUUAAUCCAAGAAAAACAAAAUGGCGGAUGAAACUCCUAUUGACCUGGGAUACAAAGCCACUGACUUUGGCUCUUGAUCUUUUGGUGGGUUCUGAAUCACUCCUUCUGUAUUAGGGCAUAUACUUUCACUCUAAAACAUUGUGGUAAAUGAAAUAAAUCUUGUACAGAUGUCGUUGGCCUUGUUAUGUUAUGUUAUAAAUCCUGUACAGAUGUCCUUGGCCUUAAUACCUGGUUCACUGGAACUUUGUUAUAAUAUAGAAUAUUUGAUUUUGCUUAUAGCAUAUUAAUAUUGCCUCCUACAUGACAGCCACACUGAGCACACAUCUGUUACCACAGUUACUUAGCCUGCAGGGUGAGUGUUGAUCUUGACUUCUGCAACCAGUGCUAAAAAACAGUGUGUAACAAUAUACAUAUGGUCAUAUCUAUUCUAUAUUCAUAUAUAGUAUGGAUACGGAUAUCAGUAUAUUUGUAGUUUUUGUUUUUUAAACACUGUACAGUUUCUUCUGUGGACCUUUAAUCAACUUUUGGACUUAGGUUGUUUUUUUCUUUGCAUUUAUUGGUACUAUGCUUUUUUAUAACCCUUUGUGUUUUCUUGCUAUGAAAUUAGUGUCAUCCCCUAGGUUAUUUGUAACCUUACUUUAAGGUUUUAGUUUCUCUUGCUAUCUCUGUAGAGGUGUCCUUUCCUACAGUAUUGUCAGAAUGCCAGUUCUCAUCCCUUCCAUUUUUUUGACCUCAGCUCUGUUGUGAUGUUAUCUACUUUUUGGUUAUCACAUGUGGCAGAAUUCAGUGACUCUGACAAUUUCCAUUUUCACUCCCCUGCCCCACAGUUAAGUAGGGUGUCAUUUAAACUCUUUCCCUUUUAGCAGGUUUGUUUUUUACUAAGUACAAACCUUUUCUACUAGAACCAGCUCUGUGUGUGUGUGUGUAUAUGUGUGAAUUUUAUUUCUUCGAUUGGCCUGUUUCUCAAUUAUCUAAAAUUCUAAAAUACCUUGAAUAUCAAAAAGCAUGAUAGUAGAAUGAAUAUCACACAUAUUAAUAGAACCUGAGAGCAACUAGCUUAACUAGCUGUAGUCUUGAGUAGGUUUUUUUUUUAAUCUGUUUUCCUUUAUUAAGCCCUCUCCCUCCCUAAAUUGUUAAGCCAGAAGGGCAUAACAAUUCAAAACUUUCUAGUAAUGUACCUACAUGUCUAAUAGUAUACCUCAAAAUAUGUAAAGAAAAAGUGGCUCACACCUGUAAUCCCAACACUGAGAGGCUGAGGUGGGAAGAUUGCUUGAAGCCAGGAUUUGAGACCAGCCUGGGUAACACAGAACCCCAUCUCUACAAAAAAAUUUUUUAAAUUAGGGCCGAGCAUGGUGGCUCACGCCUGUAAUCCCAGCCCUUUGGGAGGCUGAGGUGGGCGUAUCAUUUGAGGUCAGGAGUUCAAGACCAGCCUGGCCAACAUGGUGAAAUUCCAUCUCUACUGAAAAUACAAAAAUUAGCUGGGCGUGGGGGUACACGACUGUAAUCCCAGCUACUCGGGAGGCUGAGGCAGGAAAAUCGCCUGAACCCAGGAGGCAGAGGUUUCAGUGAACCAAGAUUGCACUAUUGUACUCCAGCCUGGGCGACAAGAGUGAAACUAUCUCAAGCAAAAAACAAAAAAAGUUGGGCCUGGCACAGUGGCUCUUGCCUGUAAUGUCAAUACUUUGGGAGGCUGAGGCAGGUGGAUCACUUGAGGCCAGGAGCUCGAGACCAGCCUGGCUAACAUGGUGAAACCCUGUCUCUACAAAAAAUAAAAAAUAAAAAUAAAUUAAAAAAAAAUUAGGCAUGGUGGCAUACACCUGUAAUCCCAGCUGCUUGGGUGGCUCAGGCACAAGAACUUGAACCCAGGAAGUGGAGGUUACAGUGGGCUAAGGUCACACCACUGGACUCUGGCCUGAGCAACAGAGCGAGACUCUGUCUCAAAAAAACACAAAAAAAGUUGGGCGUGGUGGUACCUGCUUUUAGUCCUAGUUAUUUGGAGGCUAAGGUGUGAGGCAGGAGGAUUGCUUGAGCCCAGGAGUUUGAGGCUGCAUUGAGCUAUGAUGAUACCACUGCAUUUCAGCUAGGAUAACAGAGUGAGACCCUGUCGAGAAAAAUAUUUAAAAAGUUAAAAGAAAACUACAAAAAGGAAAAAUGAACACACUACAAAGAGAAAUAGGUCAGUCUACCAACAUAAUGGGCAUUUUCAACAUACCCCUCUCAGUAAUUAAUAGAUCUUGCAGAGACUAAAUUAUGAAGAUUAUUAAGGACAUAGAAGAUUUAAAUAGUACAGCUAAUCAAUUUGAUCUGACAGAUACAUAACACACACAUACAUAAAACACAUUGUACCCUUCAGUAGGAAAAUAAGUUUUUGCAAACCAAGUCUAACAGUGUAUUCAAAAUGUAACAAAUGAUGACCAAAAUGGAUUGGUCUCAGGAAUACAAGAUUGGCUUUUUAAUGUAAUUAAGAAAUGCUGUUUAUAAUAGGACAAGAAAAAGUACCUAAGAAUAAAUUUUAAAAUGAGAAAAUGAUAAAAAAAAAACUUAAUGGACCUAAAUAAGUGUAGAGAAUAUAAGGGAUAACACUCAAUAUUAUCUAAAUCUCAACUUUUUCUCCAAAUUGCAAUUCCAAAAAAAUUCCCAAUGAUUUUCACUGUGGAACCUGACAAUUUGAUUCGUCGAUAUAAAUGGAAGAGCAAAGGGCCAAGGAUAUCCAAGACCUUUCUGAAUGGAUUGUGAGGGGAACUAGCACUACAAGAUUCUAACACUUACUGCCAAAGGUAGUGAUUAAAACAAUGACUUUGGAGUAGGGAAGAAUUUCAUCAACAAGAUAGAAAAUGCAGACUAUCAGUAGAUAAGUAAUUUGGCUACCAUUGAUUGUAAGUACUUAUUACCAAACAUGCUGUAGAGUGAAAAGAGAAGCCAAAUCUGGAAUAAGAUACAAAUAUUCAUAAUAUAACUGCUAAAGAGCACCUGAAUGCAAAUCAGCAAUGAAAACAACUCAGGAGAGACGGACCCCAAACACUAGCAGGCAUUUCACAGAAGAAACAGAAAUGGCCCAUAAAUGUGAAAAGAUGUUCAGCCUCAUUAGUCGUCAGGUAAUGCACAUUAAAAGCAUAGAUACCAUUUCCUUGCUGACAACUUGGCAGAAAUUAUGAGAAGUCUGAAAAUAACAAUCUGAGAGUUUAUGACAACAAACCUUCACCUGUUGUUGGCGUGUAAAUCUGCACUUCUACUUUGGAGAACAGUAUUAUCUAAUGAAAUUGAGCAUAGGCACCUCUUAAUAGCCCACUAUUUAUACUUAGAAAAACUCAUGUGCAUGUGUACCAAGAAACGUAUACAGGGAUGUUUAUAACAGCAUUAUGUGUAAUAAUUAAAAGGAAUGAAGGAGGGAGCCAAAUGCCCAUCUAGCAUACAGUGAAUAAAUGAAGUGUAUGCUGUGGAAUUCUCUAGAGUGGUCAAGGCAUCAUACCACUGCGGGCUUCAACAUGGAUGCAUCUCAGAAAUCAUUGAGUGAAGUCAGAAUAGAGCCAGCAUGGGUACCUUUAUGUAAAGUUCAAAAUCAGAAAAAACUAAGUAUAUUGUUUAGGGACUCAGACACAAGUAGUAAAGCUAUAAAGGAAAGACAGUUAUUAACAUUCAGGAACAUAGUUUCCUCAGGAGAGGGUGGUGGAGGGGAAUGAGAACAGAGGGGAGAACGGGGACUUGGAAGCACUUCAUAAUAUGAACGUUUGGACCAUUCUAAACAUGCCAGUUCUCUGAGUUAAUGUAUAUUCAGUGUAAAGCCAAUUCAGAUAACCAACAGUAUUUAUAUAAUCUAAAAAACUCAUGGAAGUAUAAACAGAUGAAAAUAGGAAAAUCCCCAUUGAAAGUGAAGAAAAUGGAAGGAACUUGCUGUACCAAAAAAAAUCACUUUCUAAGUGCAAUUAAAUUAAAAGACUUAUGCCAGGGUAAACAGAUAAGUCAAUGGAAGGUAAUUUAGAAAAUAGAAAACUCAAAUUUAGAAUUUAGAGUACACUAAAGGCGGCUUUUUGAAAUCAUGCUGUCCAUGGUCAAUUAUUUUAUGAAAGGUGCUGGUAUAAUUAGAGAACAUUAAACUGAUUCCUAUCAUACCAUUCACCAAGAGAAAUUCCAGAUUGUGAACUAAAAAAGAAAAAAAUGUUGUAAAAACUAGAAAGUAGUAUUUUUUCUUGGGAUUGGAGAAGUUUUUUCUAAGAAUACAAGCAAUGAAACCGAAAACCCUAUUAAACUCACUCACCUGCCUUUAAUGCCGUAGUGUGCACACCCCAGUGUGUGUGUGUGUGUGUGUGUGUGUGUGUGUGUACAUAGACAUAUAUAUUUUAAAAUGUUUAAAUUUGAACAUAUGUUACCAAUACAUAUAAAGCAAAAGUAGAAAAUCAAAAAGAUGAAGUAAAAAUGUUUUAAAAUAUUGUUUGUGGUAUUUGUGGUUAAUAAACCUUUGCUCUUUCUAAAAAAAUGUUCUUUUAGAGAGAGUCAUGAUUAAAAAUGCUUGUCAUUUUUGAAACUCCUAGUUUUAACACUUUAUAAAAACAACUUAAUGUUCUUAAGGUAAGUUUAUUUUCAUGCUUGGUUUUAAUGACUAUUGUAGCUGAAUAAGUCACUUCAUUAAUUAAGAUCUGUGGAUCCAAAUAUGGCUGUGCUUACUGAAAAUAUUUUUGAGUUCCAUCCACCAAUUUUGCAAAAGUGUGUUGUUGAAAUUUUUAUAAUAAAUUUUCAUCUUUUCCAAUGUCA